UUAAGGGUAUUCCAAAUUCCCUUAGCAGUGAAACGCAAAUAUGCAAUGUAGUGAAAAUUGUUUCCGCUCCACUCUCCACUAUCCGUGUCAUGGUGGAGCUUCCAAAAUCCCUCUCUUCCCACAGUCUUCUCAAGCUGCUCAAAGCCCAGAAGUCCCUUCUCUCUGCCCUUCGCCUCUUCGACGACACCACGCGCCGCCCCGGCUUUGUCCCCUCUUCUGCCGUCUUUCACCACAUCCUCCGCCGCCUGACCGCCGACCCCGCCCUCUUCCUCGCCAACGCACCACGUAUUGUCUCCUCCAUUCGCUGCCCCUGCCACGAGGAGGUGCCCCUCACCCUCCUCAAAGCCUACGCCAAAUCCCGCAUGCCAGACGAAGCCCUGCACGUGUUCCAAACCAUGCCGCAUGUGUUCGGGUGCACCCCCACCGUACGAUCCUUCAAUUCCCUUCUCAACGCCUUCGUUGAAUCGAACCAAUGGGCACGGGCUGAGGGCUUCUUCAAGUACUUUGAAUCCGCUCGCGUGUCGCCGAAUGUCGAAACCUACAACGUUCUCAUGAAGGUGCUGUGUAAAAAGCGUGAGUUUGAGAAGGGUAGGGAGUUGCUGACGUGGAUGUCGGGUGCCGGGUUGAGCCCUGAUAAGGUCACUUACGGUACUUUGAUUGGUGCAACGGCGAAGAGUGGGGAUUUGGGAUUUGCGCUUGAAGUGUUCGAUGAAAUGCGUGAGCGCGGGGUGGAACCUGAUGUGGUGUGUUAUAACAUGAUCAUUGAUGGGUUUUUCAAAAGUGGGGAUUUUGUGAAGGCGAGUGAAAUGUGGGAGAGGUUGUUGAGGGAAGAGUCGGUGUUUCCCAGUGUGGUGAGUUAUAACGUGAUGAUUAGUGGCUUGUGUAAGUGUGGGAGGUUUGGUGAGGGUUUGGAGAUAUGGGAGCGAAUGAAGAGUAAUCACAGGAGGCAUGAUUUGUUUACGUAUAGUACUUUGAUACAUGGGUUGAGUGAAGGGGGGGAUUUGGAUGGAGCUAGGAGGGUUUACGAGGAGAUGGUUGGACGAGGUGUUAGGCCUGAUGUUGUUACGUGUAAUGCAAUGCUUAAUGGGUUGUGUAAGGCGGGGAAGGUUAAGGAAUGUUUUGAGUUGUGGGAUGAUAUGGAGAACUGGGGUUUGCGGAACGUGAGAAGUUAUAACAUAUUUCUGAAGGGAUUGUUUGAGAAUGGGAAGGUGGAAGAGGCCGUGUCGAUGUGGGGUGGUUUGUCGAAGGCGGAUUGUGCUACGUAUGGUGUGGUGAUUCAUGGUUUGUGUAGGAAUGGGCAUGUGAAUUGGGCUUUGCGGGUGUUGGAAGAGGCUGAACAGAAGGGAGGUGGUGUGGAUGUGGAUGCUUUUACUUACUCGUCAAUGAUAAACGCUUUGUGCAAAGAAGGGAGGUUAGAUGAGGUGAGUGGAGUCGUAGAACUUAUGAAUAAGCGUGGCUGUAAAUUGAACCUUCAUGUUUGUAAUGUGCUGAUUGAUGGGUUUGUUAAACAUUCCAGACUUGACAGUGCUGUUAAAGCUUUUGGGGAAAUGAGCAGCAAAGGUUGCUCACCAAAUGUUGUGUCCUAUAAUAUUCUUAUAAAUGGAUUACUGAGAGCUGGAAGAUUUCCUGAGGCUUCUGAUUAUGUUAAUGAAAUGUUGCAAAAAGGGUGGAAACCAGAUAUUAUCACAUAUAGUAUGUUGAUAGAUGGUCUUUAUGAGAAUAAGAUGGGGGAGGCAGCCGUUAGGUUGUGGCAUCAGUUUCUUAACACAGGGCAUAUGCCUGAUAUUACUAUGUACAACAUUGUCAUUCAUAGACUUUGUUGUUCUGGCAAAGUGGAAGAUGCUCUGCAGCUUUAUUCAACGAUGAGGCAGAGGAAGUGUAUUAGCCUUGUGACUUAUAAUACCAUUAUGGAGGGUUUUUACAAAGUUGGAAACUGCAAAAUGGCAUCAAUGAUUUGGGAUCACAUCUCAGCAGAUGGGCUACAGCCCGACAUCAUCUCGUAUAAUAUUACUCUUAAGGGGCUCUGUUCUUGUGGUAGAGUAACAGAUGCAAUUGAGGUUCUAAAUGAUGCUUUGGCGCAUGGUGUUCUGCCAACGGCCAUUACCUGGAACAUAUUAGUUAGAGCAUUGAUAUUUUUCUGAUGUGCACUAAUUUUUUAAUAUAAUUUUUUCAGCAUUUUUCCCA
This is a messenger RNA of Vigna unguiculata (cowpea), 2184 nucleotides long. Its product is annotated as Pentatricopeptide repeat (PPR) superfamily protein. Gene Ontology annotation, molecular function: protein binding. The record is from RefSeq and is a predicted model, not a curated record. Lineage: Eukaryota; Viridiplantae; Streptophyta; Magnoliopsida; Fabales; Fabaceae.